Messenger RNA from Cordyceps militaris CM01, 1290 nucleotides. RefSeq lists its product as uncharacterized. NCBI's taxonomy places the organism in Eukaryota, Fungi, Ascomycota, Sordariomycetes, Hypocreales, Cordycipitaceae. The transcript is spliced from 2 exons. Bases 1 to 1290 code for a protein of 429 amino acids. The record is from RefSeq and is a predicted model, not a curated record.
AUGCUCGCGGCUCAUCGGGAUCAGGAGAAUUUGGUGCACGCGCACCAGUCUUCCGCAAAACAGCAACCAAAGACGCCAGGCCCAAAAUACCCGAAAACUCCUCUGGGGCGAUUUGCAAGAAACGAUGAGAACGUGCCGACAGCUUUUGCAAACAAGAGCUUCGGAGCUGGUACGAUCAAGAAUACGGCAAAUGGCAAAGCCAUGGCAAAGCCAGCCACCCAGAAGCACGCUUUGGCGACUCCUUUAGGGAACAAUUCGAGAGCUCCGCUUGGCAAUAAAACAACAAACGCGAAAGCCAGGCCGAACCAAUCGGCUAAUGGCAAGGUGAAGCCAAUCGAGUCUUCCCAAUCGAAGCCUGGCGCCCAGCGACCCAAAGUACGACAGCAUGAACCCGCGGCUUCAAAGUUUGAAGUGCAGCCCGAUUUAGAGGAUAGAAGGGACGAACAAGAACCAGAGUACGCCCCUCCGGCCCCUACUCCUUUACCAUACCGAUCAGACGUGCUUCCCGAAGGGGGCCUGACGUUUCGAGGGUUGAGCAAGGAGUAUUUGCUGAAGGGCUAUUACGAGAACUUUUACAAUCCCAUCGAUGAUAAUGGUGUCUCACGCCUGGACAAGGCGUUUGACGACGAAAUGAAGUCGGCACUGGAUAAGGCUGUUGAACAAAAUGAUCGCGAAUUCGAGGCUCUUGACUGGGGCGUACAUGAUGCUCGGGAAACCAAAGUCCCAUUCCCUUCAAGGCAAGCGCUUCAGAUUCCAGGGUUGAAGGCCGACGCCCAAAGGCCAAAGGCGGCUGCUCCCAGUGAUCGCAAGCUGCACACAAUGAGCUCUCGCAGGGCCGCAUCUGCUCUGGCCAUCCACUCUGACAGAGCUGGAAGCACGUUGUCGUCACGAGUGGCGCCCUCGGGACGACCUUCAGCUCAGCCUAGAACAGCCAAGUUAUCAGCUAUAGAGCCGCCCGGUACGACGACUGGUGAAGCAGCGUCACGUACUACUAUUGGCUAUAGUAAGGGCAGAACUGCAUCCUCUAUGAUGCGCCCCCACCACCAAGCCAGCAAGAGCCUCAGCAAGCCGCCGGCUCGCCAGGUUUCGGACAAAAAUUGGGAUCUCACGAUUACCCCUGCUCGUGCCCGCCUAGGCGCGCGCGAGCACAGCCCGGUGAAGAGUACCGAGCGUCCACAGUUCACUUCCAUCUUCUACGACGAUGGGGAUGAUGCGGAGCCUGUGACUCUCAGUGGUCCAGAAGUCGAUUCUGAUGACGACGAGGCGUUCGAGUUGAAGCUAGAUUUUUAA